AUGGCAAUGUUGCCAGAGGUUCCGUUGACGGAAGAGGUGAAGAUCGAAGAUCUCAAAACCGGGUGUCUGGAAGGAGUUGACCCGGAGGAAGCUGCAGAGAUGGAAGAACGGCUACGCCAGAUGGUCUGGAAGACGCAUAAAUGGUUGAUCAGGAAGGGCGACGCUCUGCUAUCUGCAGCGAAGGGUGUCAUCUGCGACAUCGAUGUGGGAAACGCGAGGCCCGUCCCACAACGCGUCCGGAAGAUCUCAUCGCAGUUUCGCGAGAAACUAGCCGAUUUGAUCCGAGGACUUUUCAGCGCGCGUAUGAUCCGCGCGUCGAAGUCACCGUGGGCUUCCCCUAUCGUCGUCAUCGUGAAGAAGAAUGGCGUCGACAUCAGACUCUGUGUCGAUUACAGGUUGGUCAACAGUUGGACCCAGUUGAUGGUGUACCCGAUGCCACUGGUCACGGACCUCUUGGAAGACUUGGAUAUGUACCGAUGGUACUGCUCCUUAGACAUGGUUAGCGGAUUUUGGGUAGUCCCGAUGACGGACCGAGCCCGUCUCCUCUCCGCGUUCAUCACAUCAUUCGAGCUGUUCGAGUGA
This is a messenger RNA of Phytophthora megakarya, 582 nucleotides long. Lineage: Eukaryota; Oomycota; Peronosporomycetes; Peronosporales; Peronosporaceae. The record is from the annotation of a GenBank genome assembly.